UUAUUGUAAACUGUUUGUGUUUGUAGAUGGUUAAGAAUAAUUUACAUAAGAGUAUUAGUAUUUAAGGGCUCAGUCUCCAAGUAAACAUUUUUAGAAACUCCGAUGCUGGCAGUGAAGAGACACAGAGCAACUACAACAGUGGACUCUGAAUAAAAACAGCUACCAGUCCAUUAUGAAGGCAUAUCUCUUUCUCCUAACUUUCAUUGGCAUUGUUCCAGCCACACUAUCUCUUCUGCGACCUGUUGGUCACAAGUAUUAUGUGAUCAAGACUAAAGUGACAUGGCCAGUAGCUCAGAAUUACUGCAGGGAAACAUAUGCUGACAUGGCGACAGUUGAAAGUGCCCUUGACUGGUUAAGACUAAGGGAAGAAGUGGCAAGAGAAGGUCUGACAGACAUUGCCUGGGUUGGUUUGUACAAUGAUAUUGACACCUGGCGCUGGAGCAUUAAUAAUGUCCCACUGAAACAUGGUUAUGUACUUUGGGGCAGUGCACAGCCUGAUAAUACUGGCGGGCAUCAAGCAUGUGGUGUAACUGGACCACUUGGAUACUGGUGGGAUUACUCCUGUGGAAACCUGUAUCCAUUCAUAUGCUACAAUGCUAUUAACAGUUAUGCUGCCAGAUAUGUUGGUGUCACUUCUAAAUUGGACUGGAAUGGAGCUCUGGCUUACUGUAGAAAGUUUCACACAGAUUUGGCUUUUGCACUAACUAUGACAGAUAACAACGCAAUGCAGAGCAUAGCAUUCAAUCAGGGUAUGUCUUGGAUUGGUGCAUUCAGAGACACAUGGAAGUGGUCAGAUGGAGAAAACACGUCGAACAUUCUAUGGUUUUCUGGACAGCCUGAUAAUUACUAUGGCAAUGAAAACUGUGCUGUGCUUGAUAAAGGAAUGUAUCAGGACACAUUAUGUACUGGGCUCAACUAUUUCAUCUGUCAUAUCACUCAUCCAGUGAGGGAAAGGCAAAUCUUGAGACUCCAAGUUAAGUCUGACUUAAGCAUAUUUGAUUCUGAUGUGCAGUCUGCCAUCUUAGAGCUGGUCAAGCAGAAGCUCACUGAAAAUGGCAUGAUGGAGAACACCACAGUGACCUGGAGAGUGAAGUCAAAUGGAGAAAUAUUUCACAAGAAAAAAACAGACCUCUAGACACUACCUGGGUUUAAGCUCUGUUAUAUAUAGAAGCAGAGAAUGUAUUUCAUUACUAAAAUAUCUCUUGAUAAUAAUAUAUAGUUUAUCUCUUGUUGAUUAUAUAUAUAUAUAUAUGUAUGUGUGUGUGUGUGUGUUAUAUUUAACAUUUAGUUAAAAGACUUCCCUAUUUUCAGAAUUAAUCA
This is a messenger RNA of Hemibagrus wyckioides, 1320 nucleotides long. Its product is annotated as ladderlectin-like. The record is from RefSeq and is a predicted model, not a curated record. The coding region runs from base 173 to 1135 and encodes 320 amino acids. NCBI's taxonomy places the organism in Eukaryota, Metazoa, Chordata, Actinopteri, Siluriformes, Bagridae. The transcript has 6 exons.